Leptonychotes weddellii (Weddell seal) is the source of this 2288-nucleotide messenger RNA. Lineage: Eukaryota; Metazoa; Chordata; Mammalia; Carnivora; Phocidae. The record is from RefSeq and is a predicted model, not a curated record.
CCAUGUCAUGUCUGAAUAUGGAAGGAUGACAGACACAGAGCGAGACCAGAUUGACCAGGAUGCGCAGACGUUCAUGAGGACCUGCUCUGAAGCAAUUCAGCAGCUGAGAACUCAAGCGCACAAGGAGAUGCCCUCCCAGCAAGUGAAGGAGCACAGGAGCGUGGUUCUGGAUUUCAUCGAAGAUUACUUAAAAAGAGUAUGUAAACUUUACUCAGAACAGAGAGCCAUCCGCGUUAAACGAGUGGUGGAUAAGAAAAGACUGAUUUUCCUGAGGCAGGAGCUGGAGCAUAGCAACCUGUGCUCCCCUAGCGCUGCAGGUGGACCCCCUGAGCCCAUCACGCAGCACGUUGCCCAUCCUGGUCUGGGGAAGCCGCUCACCGAGGGCUGCUGGUUGUUUUGCCUUCUGCUUUUCUUCUUCUUCUUCUUCUUUUUUUUUUUUUUAACAGAGAAAGUUCCGGCUGAAUCGCAACCUGAACUGGGCACCUGGGGAGAUGGCAAAGGUGACGAUGAAUUAUCCCCAGAAGAAAUACAAAUGUUUGAACAAGAAAACCAGCGCCUAAUUGGUGAAAUGAACAGCCUGUUUGAUGAAGUGAGGCAAAUCGAAGGGAGAGUGGUUGAAAUUUCCAGACUCCAAGAGAUAUUCACAGAGAAGGUUUUACAACAGGAAGCCGAGAUCGACAGCAUUCACCAGUUAGUUGUCGGGGCAACCGAGAAUAUCAAGGAGGGUAAUGAAGACAUCAGAGAGGCCAUUAAAAACAACGCCGGCUUCCGCGUGUGGGUCCUCUUCUUCCUGGUGAUGUGCUCCUUCUCCCUGCUCUUCCUGGACUGGUACGACGGCUAGCCUGUCCCCGCUGCUCCUGGCAGACGGCGCGCCCUUGAGGGUCUCCAGCAGCGGAGCGGGGCUGCGAGCAGAUUGUAUCAUGAGCCGUUUGGGGGGAAGGGGGCUGGGACAGACGGACACUCCCACGAAGGGACACCCACACCUGUGGUUUAAGCCCAUUGGGUAGCUGAGAAAGAAAAUAACGAACACAAAGGGAAAGGGGCCUGUGUAGCGAAACUGACGCAAGGUGGGGUGGGGGUGGGGGUGGGGGCGGUUCCGGUUCCGGCUGCACCAGAGACCAUGUGGAGGGGCUGCCUGAAGGCCGGGCUCAGGGAGGCUCCCGCCUUGGCCUUCUGGUGGCUUCAGGAACAGCGCUGGCUAGUAACUUCACAACAAUGAUCAUUUCUUUGUUUCCUGUGGCAUCUUAUCUGCCUGAGCCCUGUGAUAGUCACCAUAUUCUAGAGAACGCACCUUUGCCCCGUUAAUGUAAUAAAUGCAACUAGAGCUCCUUCGUGUCCUGUCAGCGGGUCUGAGCAGAGAUGUGCAGCGGACGCCUGCCUGCCGGGUGGGGCAGAAGUGUGGGGACAGACUCUGGGCACUUGGCAAGGGGCCCCUGGGGCCCAAGGAGCUUUUGUCCAGAGCAGGAACCUGGCCUGCAGCUCCUGGACUGUGCGCCUGACCGUCGAGGAAACAGGAACGCCUGUUUGCAGUGGGGAGCCCAAGACUUCUGGAGCCACGUCUGUGCAGAAAGCACGCAGGUGUUCGCGGGGCCGCACCCCCGUGUGCGUGCGGAUGGCUCCCCCGUGUGCGGUACGAGUCUGUGUUCCUUGCGUGCCCAGUGAAAGUGUCAGAAGUUACCUGUGAGUGAAUUUACAUCAAUAAAAUGUCUACUAGACGCACAGAGGGGUGUGUCACCUCAGUGGGGCAUGUCCACGGGCCUGGCCGCGCUCACAGAUGUACGGUCCCUGCUCGCCGUGCGUCCUCGCGGCCUUCACUGCAUGCAGCUCAGGCACGCUCCCCUUCCCCGAGCCCACGGUCAUGGUUUCAGAACACCCUUGAUAAUAAAAUCAGGUUUAGGAAGCAGUAACGGAGUCGGCCGUGGCCACCAGGCUUGUUUGCAACAGAUCUUGCACUAGUUGUCAUUUAUUUUUGAUCUACUAAAAAACAGUGAAACUUUUGACAUGUCCACCAGAAACAACACAUUCAAAUAACAUGGAAGAAAAGGUCUGCAUAUGUCUUUUUUCUAUUUAAUCGUCUUACACACUUAUCUAACUGGCAAUUUUGUAAACAUAUACUUUAAUGUCAAGAUUCAGGUUGAAAUAGCAUUUUCUUACAAAGAUUGUGAAUUGAAAUGUCAUCAUUGGGUUUGCAAGUUGCCACACCAGCCCCGCCCAGCCUUUCCUGCCUGCUUCUUAUAUCAAAGGAGUUCUGGUUCACAAAAUAAAAAUUAGUCUUGGUUUCCCAGCAA